AUGCAGUUUGAAUCAGGUGAUAGUUUAUACAUCGUUCUUAAUCGCCUUCUUCGAGCCGAAAAACGUGAUUGUCUCGUCCCCUGGUUCAAAUUUCUGAAGUUAUUUAUCACGGCUUUAUGCAAGUUAGAUUCAAUUCGUGCUACAGUUUGGCGAGGUGUACGAGGUGGUGAUUUGAGUCUACAAUAUCCAACUGGUCGGCAAUUUGCUUGACUAUGUAUAGCAAUUGAAUCUGCUGAUUUUCCUAUGGCCGCGAAUGAUACUUGCUUUUUAUACUGUCCACACAAACAUGUAACACUUAUCAAUGCAGAAGGUCAAGAAUUACUCACCGUGAAACGAAAGUUCGAUGUACUCGAUAUUUGUUGGUCAUCCUACCUGGAGCAGUUCCUCAUGUUGUCCAUAUUAGGUAGAAAAAACCAAUAUCUUGAAUUAAUUCGCUCGAAUGGAACACAUCUUGGUUUUAUGCUCAAUCAACAUGAUAUAGAACGUAAUUGGUUCGAACUACGCCGACCAGAGGAUAUGAGUGUUUUACACUCAGCUGAUUUAGUAUAUAACGACUAUGUGCACCGAGUAAUGGCAUUGCCAAAUACUGAAUUCUUAAUUCAUGCACAUGAUGGUAAGCAAUUAUUUGUGCUUAAUAAGAAUGGAUCACUUAAACCGCCUAUUAAACCAUAUGCAAAUAAGAAAGGAAUAGUGUCAACAGCAUUUAUCAAGGAUGUAAAAUGCUUUGUUAUACAAACAAAUGAACCUCGAGAAUUACAUUUCUAUGAUUUAUGA
This is a messenger RNA of Adineta steineri, 774 nucleotides long. The record is from the annotation of a GenBank genome assembly. NCBI's taxonomy places the organism in Eukaryota, Metazoa, Rotifera, Eurotatoria, Adinetida, Adinetidae.